AUGCGGACACAGGUCGAGGUGCCUAUCUACAACGAUGUCGAGCGAGUCGCGGCGACGGACAUGUCGUUCGGGGCGAUCCUGAAGGGUACGGCUGCGAAUCCCAUGACUACGUUUGAGAAGAAGGCUGCCCUCAUCAACGUGGAGAUCGACAACUUUGGUUUGGGAAGGUACCAGAUAUGCAUCUGGUUUCUGUGCGGGUUUGGGUACUUCCUUGACCUGGCGUGGUCGCAGGGCGUGGGCUUAAUUGCUUCCGCUGUGUACCAGGAGAUGAACGUUCCGCCUGCGAGACAGGGAGACAUUUUCUCAUUGGCGAAUGCCGGGCUUGCUGUUGGCGCACUUACCUUCGGCGUGUUGGUGGACAUCAUUGGGAGGAAAUGGGCGUUCAAUUUGACCUGUUUGAUCACCUCCAUCUUCGGACUGCUCAUUGCUGCGCCGAAGUACAACUACGAAGCUGUAUGCGGAAUCUAUUUCCUCGCGAGUCUUGGACUGGGAGGCAACAUUCCCAUCGAUGCCACCAUCGCCUUGGAAUUCCUUCCUCAGAGUCGCCGCAAUCUGGUCGCCCUCCUCUCCCUCUGGCAGCCGAUUGGUGUUGUGGCCGCAUCCGGUAUCGCAUACGGCACCGCCGCUAAAUACCGUUGCGAUCCCACUCUUCCUGCCUGCAACGCCGUGGGCGCAGGAGAAGCCUGCUGCUCAGUUUCCAGCAACAUGGGAUGGCGAUACGAGGUCAUCAUCCUCGGCUGCGUCACCCUAAUCAUCUUUUUCCUCCGCUUCUUCGUGUUCACUUUCCACGAGUCGCCAAAGUUCCUCCUUGCCAGAGGAAAAGAGGCCGAGGCGAUUGAGGUACUCCACAAGAUUGCGAAAUUCAACCGCGCUCCGCCGCCAGCACUAACCUUGGAGAUGUUCGCAGCGCUCGACGAGAUGGAUUCCAAUACAUCCACCGUCAGUGUGGAAGGCCCGCGAACUCGCAAGGAGAUGGCCAGAAAAGUGGGCAGGGACAUUGGCAAAGAGCUCAAGCGCUUGAAGGGAGUCUUCGCGAACAAGCUGCAGUGCUUCACCUUCAUUCUGCUCGCCGUUGCGUAUAUGGGCGACUACUGGUCUUUCAACCUCGCAGGUGCCUUCCUGCCUCUCAUCCUCCUGCGAAACAACGUCUCAGACGGCCGCGGUUCCGUGUCGGACACGUAUAAGCAAUACGUUAUUAUCUAUGCCCCGGGAGUCAUUGGCGCGACACUUGCCCUCGUAUCCGUGCAGAUGCCGCUCGUCGGUCGCAAGUGGUCGCUCGUGUUUUCGGCUAUCUGCCAGGGUCUUGCAAUGGCCAUGUAUACGCAAGUGAAGAACACGGCGGGAUACGUGGGCUUGAAUGCUCUCGAGUAUAUCAUGCAGACGUACUUCAACGCCGUGCUGUACGCCUCUGCCCCCGAACUCUUCGACACCACCUACCGAGGUACUGUCAGCGGUAUGUUGUCUUGCCUCGGUCGUAUAGCAGGUAUUGUCGCGCCAUUUGCAGGCGCCAGCUUCCUCGCAGAUCAGAGCUCAGGCAUUUUGUGGCUGGGAGCGGGCGGUAUCUGGCUUGCUGCGCUUGUCAUGGUGUUUUUGCCAGUCGAGAUGAGGAACAGACAGAUGUUUUAG
Paraphaeosphaeria sporulosa is the source of this 1626-nucleotide messenger RNA. Its product is annotated as sugar transporter-like protein. NCBI's taxonomy places the organism in Eukaryota, Fungi, Ascomycota, Dothideomycetes, Pleosporales, Didymosphaeriaceae. Gene Ontology annotation, cellular component: membrane. The record is from RefSeq and is a predicted model, not a curated record. The transcript has 4 exons. Gene Ontology annotation, molecular function: transmembrane transporter activity. Bases 1 to 1626 code for a protein of 541 amino acids. Gene Ontology annotation, biological process: transmembrane transport.